CAAGGAGUCUGCGUUCCGAUAAUUUGGGCACAGAAAACAGCAUAUGAAAAAUCUGUAAAAUGGUGGAGUCCUGGACAUGUCUGAAUUUUUUGUACAGGAAUGUAGACAAGGUGCUSGUUAUAGGAGAAACCUAAGAAAAAAUUCCGAGUAUGUCAUUUGUUCUGCUGUUACUGAGAGGUGAAUUACAGAAAGUCACUCCCAGAGCAUCUUUGGCUGUAUGAACUCCUGAGCCGUCAAGGGACUGAGAGGCUUAUGAAGAGGUUCUGUCAGGCAAAGCAGUGCCUAGCAAAGACACCAAGGAGGAGAGAAAAGGAGAAAGGGAGGGAGAGAGACCUGAAACACUAACAAACCAUGAGAUCUAUCCGAUCUUUUGCUAAUGAUGACCGCCAUGUCAUGGUGAAACAUUCAACCAUUUAUCCAUCUCCAGAGGAACUUGAAGCUGUUCAGAACAUGGUAUCAACAGUAGAAUGUGCUCUUAAGCAUGUCUCUGACUGGAUGGAUGAAAAGAACAAGUCUACAAAAAAUGAGGCUGAUGUGGAAGUGAAGGAGGAAGCUGCAGAAAGCAAUGCCAAGGAUCAAGGUGGUCGGACGUUAUGUGGUGUUAUGAGAAUUGGCUUGGUUGCAAAGGGCUUGCUGAUAAAAGAUGAUAUGGAUUUGGAACUGGUUCUCAUGUGCAAAGAAAAGCCCACAAAGACCUUGUUAUAUAUAGUCAAAGACAAUCUCCCAGUUCAAAUUCAGAAACUUACAGAAGAGAAGUAUCUUGUGGAGGAACAUGUAAAUGAGGCAGCUAUUAUUAUCCGUAACACAAAGGAGCCCAAGCUAACACUGAAGGUGAUACUUACAUCUCCUCUCAUUCGAGAUGAAGCUGAGAAGAAGGAAGGAGUAGAUAAUGUUGCGAUGAAAGAUCCUCCGGACUUAUUGGACAGGCAGAAAUGCCUGGAGGCCUUGGCGUCUCUGCGGCACGCCAAAUGGUUUCAGGCCAGGGCAAAUGGACUAAAAUCAUGUGUAAUUGUCCUUCGUAUUCUCCGGGAUUUGUGCAACAGAGUCCCCACAUGGGCACCACUCAAAGGAUGGCCACUCGAGCUUAUAUGUGAAAAAUCUAUAGGUACUUGUAAUAGACCUUUGGGCGCUGGGGAAGCAUUACGACGAGUGAUGGAGUGUUUGGCAUCUGGAAUUCUGCUUCCUGGAGGCCCUGGUCUGCAUGAUCCCUGUGAGCGAGAGCCAACAGAUGCUUUGUGUUAUAUGACAGUUCAGCAAAAAGAAGCCAUUACACACAGUGCUCAGCAUGCACUCAGAUUAUCAGCCUUUGGUCAGAUCUAUAAGGUUUUGGAAAUGGAUCCCCUCCCAUCAAAUAAGUCAUUUCAGAAAUACUCUUGGUCUUUAACUGAUAAAGAAGGUACGGGCUCGUCUGCACUCAAGAGACCAUUUGAAGAUGGUGUUGGGGAUGAUAAAGAUCCAAAUAAAAAGAUGAAGCGUAAUUUAAGGAAAAUACUUGACAGCAAAGCAAUAGACCUCAUGAAUGCUCUGAUGAGGCUCAACCAAAUCAGACCAGGGCUGCAGUAUAAGCUGCUGUCACAGUCUGGUCCAGUGCACGCCCCAGUCUUCACAAUGUCCGUAGAUGUCGAUGGUACGACGUAUGAAGCAUCAGGACCUUCUAAGAAAACAGCCAAGCUCCAUGUGGCCGUGAAGGUUCUGCAAGCAAUGGGGUAUCCAACUGGUUUUGAUGCAGAUGUCGAAUGUAUGAGUUCUGAUGAAAAAUCAGAUACUGAAGGCAAAAAUGAAACAGUGUCUUCAAUCUCAAGCAAUAAUACUGGAAAUUCCACAGCUGACACCUCCACUACCCUAGAGGUAAGAACUCAGGGCCCUAUACUCACUGCAAGUGGCAAAAACCCAGUGAUGGAGCUCAAUGAAAAGAGAAGAGGUCUGAAAUAUGAGCUUAUCUCUGAGACAGGUGGAAGCCAUGACAAGCGCUUUGUGAUGGAGGUAGAAGUAGAUGGGCAGAAGUUCAGAGGUGCAGGCCCAAAUAAGAAAGUAGCAAAGGCAAGUGCUGCAUUAGCAGCCCUUGAGAAACUGUUUUCCGGGCCUAAUGCAGCAAACAACAAGAAAAAGAAGAUUCUCCCUCAGACAAAAGGGGCUGUCAAUCCUGCUGUUUCUGCAGCAGUCCAGGCUGCUCGCGGCAGAGGACGAGGUGCUCUAACACGAGGGGCGUUUGUUGGGGCAGCUGCUGCUACUGGUUACAUAACACCAGGCUAUGGAGCACCAUAUGGGUAUAGCACAGCUGCGCCAGCUUACGGUUUACCCAAGAGAAUGGUUCUGUUACCAGUUAUGAAAUUCCCAACAUAUCCUGUUCCCCACUACUCAUUCUUUUAGCAAAUGGCAGAAGCUAAUUCCUAUUGAUUGAACAACACAAUACAGUACAGAAUGUUAGAAGAAAAAAAAAAGCCUUUUUAUCCUGUUUUCUUUGAACACAUACUUGAGCAAAGUCAUUUGUAAAGAAACAUCUUUUCCUACUUUUUGAUUUUAACAAAAUGCAGAUUUAGUUCUCUAAAACUUGAAAAAAAUGUUCUGUGAAAUGUUACCUCAUUUUCAAAUAACUUAUACCAGCCUUCUGUUAUAGGGAAGAACUAGAAGCUUAAAUCUUACGUUUUAAAUGAAGUAUCCGAUUAUGUAAAAUUAAAAUUGUGAAGGAUGUAUAGACUAUAAAACACUGAUCACAAAUAAACUGUUUUGUUGUAACACAAGAGUACUGCCUGUUUCCUAAUGCAGUCACAGAGAUUUUCAGUUAAUGACCUGUACUUGCUGUAGGGCUAUCUAAUGCAGGGCAUAGUUAUUUAAAAAUAGAAGUACAAAGCCACAACAGAAAUUUACAGUUAAAAUUUAACUCUUGUAAAUAUUAUUGUGUGUAAUAAACUUAGUAAAACAUGGGUUAAAAUACUGUUUUAUCUUAUUCUUUUUAUAGAGUUAAGCAUCAGUACCUGAAAUAGGAUCCUUAGAAACUUUAAAAUGAGCCAACCGUAACUCUCAGUGAUUU
Messenger RNA from Nothoprocta perdicaria, 3031 nucleotides. RefSeq names its product spermatid perinuclear RNA binding protein (gene STRBP). The coding region runs from base 352 to 2370 and encodes 672 amino acids. Gene Ontology annotation, cellular component: precatalytic spliceosome. The record is from RefSeq and is a predicted model, not a curated record. The transcript is spliced from 19 exons. Gene Ontology annotation, molecular function: double-stranded RNA binding; single-stranded RNA binding. NCBI's taxonomy places the organism in Eukaryota, Metazoa, Chordata, Aves, Tinamiformes, Tinamidae.